Penicillium nucicola is the source of this 1326-nucleotide messenger RNA. Its product is annotated as TATA-binding protein-associated factor TAF6. Gene Ontology annotation, cellular component: SAGA complex; SLIK (SAGA-like) complex; transcription factor TFIID complex. Gene Ontology annotation, molecular function: protein heterodimerization activity; transcription coactivator activity; RNA polymerase II general transcription initiation factor activity. The transcript has 3 exons. NCBI's taxonomy places the organism in Eukaryota, Fungi, Ascomycota, Eurotiomycetes, Eurotiales, Aspergillaceae. Bases 1 to 1326 code for a protein of 441 amino acids. The record is from RefSeq and is a predicted model, not a curated record. Gene Ontology annotation, biological process: transcription initiation at RNA polymerase II promoter; RNA polymerase II preinitiation complex assembly.
AUGUCUGUCUGGAACCCUGAUAACAUCCGCGACGUGGCUGAGUCCGUCGGCAUCGGCAACCUUAACCACGAUGUGACCGAGAAUCUGGCCCGCGACGUCGAAUAUCGAGUUGCGCAAGUUCUAGAGGAGGCUCUGAAGUCCAUGCGUCAUGGAAAGCGCACCGUCCUGACCACGCAGGACAUUUCACUGGCCUUGCGCAACCUGGACGUGGAGCCACUAUAUGGAUACGACUCGACUCGCCCAUUGCGUUUCGGCGAGGCCUCUCUGGGCCCCGGUCAACCGCUAUUUUAUGUUGAAGAUGAGGAAGUUGAUUUUGAGAAAUUGAUCAAUGCGCCUUUGCCAAAGGUGCCUCGGGAAGUUUCAUUCACUGCCCACUGGCUAGCCGUAGAAGGUGUGCAGCCUUCGAUUCCUCAAAACCCUACCGCUGCGGACUCUCGCAACCUCGAGCUGGUCUCCAAGGGACCAAACGCCAACUCCACACUUUCGGCAAUGAGCGGUACAGGCGACGUGUCUGUGAAGCCAUUGGUGAAGCAUGUGCUUUCAAGAGAACUCCAGCUAUACUUCGAGAAGGUCUGCAGUGCGUUUUUGGAUGAGAAUAGCGAGGAUUACCGUACAUCCGGUUAUUCAAGCCUUCGCGAGGACCCAGGUCUGCACCAGCUGGUGCCAUACUUUGUCCAAUUUAUCGCCGAAAAAGUCACACACAGCCUCAAGGAUAUAUUCGUUCUCACCCAAGUUAUGCACAUGGCCGAGGCAUUGGUCCAGAACCAGUCUCUUUACGUGGAUCCCUACAUUGCCUCGCUUGUCCCUUCAAUUCUCACAUGCUUGAUUGGUCGCCAGCUCGGCGGUAAUGCGGAUUUGGUCGAGCAGUUUGCCCUCCGCGAUAUGGCUGCCUCACUCCUCAGUCGCAUUGCCCAAAAGUACACACACGCUUCUCAUAUGCUCAAGCCCCGACUCGUGCGCUCCUGUCUCAAGAGUUUCCUUGACCCUUCCAAGCCGUUCGGUGCCCACUACGGUGCCGUCAUCGGAAUGCAAGCUAUUGGAGGAUCAGAAGUCGUUCGAGUGCUUAUUGUUCCCAACCUCCGCGAAUACAGCAAGCUCCUACAUGAUGGUCUGGAAGACUCUACCCGUCGGCCGGCCGCUGAACGUGUUCUGACUGCCCUUGUAUCUGUUCUGGCUUCACUGCGGGGCAAGCAGCCCCUGACAAAUGGUCAUACUGUGACUGAUGAUCUACGAACACGAUUGUCAGAAGCGGUUGGUCAAAUCAUCGCAUCUAAGAUUCUGGAAGCUGGUGAAAUGCAGCUGGCGCAUAUAAUUCUUGACGCCUAG